This is a messenger RNA of Pogoniulus pusillus (Red-fronted tinkerbird), 2089 nucleotides long. It is a transcript of the gene HOXA9, whose product is annotated as homeobox A9. Lineage: Eukaryota; Metazoa; Chordata; Aves; Piciformes; Lybiidae. Gene Ontology annotation, cellular component: nucleus. The coding region runs from base 43 to 828 and encodes 261 amino acids. Gene Ontology annotation, molecular function: RNA polymerase II cis-regulatory region sequence-specific DNA binding; DNA-binding transcription factor activity, RNA polymerase II-specific. The transcript is spliced from 2 exons. The record is from RefSeq and is a predicted model, not a curated record. Gene Ontology annotation, biological process: DNA-templated transcription; proximal/distal pattern formation; regulation of transcription by RNA polymerase II.
ACCCGCAGCCCAGAACCGCGGCUGGUCCGCCGCCCGAGCGCCAUGUCGGCUCCCGGGACACUCAGCAAUUACUACGUGGACUCCUUCCUGGUGCCUGAGGGGGACGAGCUGGCGGCGACCCGCUACGCCCCCGCUCCGCUGGGGCCGCCGCCGCGGCCGGCGGCACUGGCCGAGCACCCAGAUCUGGCCCCCUGCAGCUUCCAACCCAAGGCGCCCGUCUUCGGCCCGCCCUGGAGCCCCGCGCACCCCGCCGGCGCCAGCGGCGUCCCCGCUGUCUACCACCCCUACGCUCACCACCAGGCGCCCGUGGCACCGCCCGACGGCAGGUACAUGCGUUCGUGGCUUGAGCCUGUGCCGGGCUCCUUGUCUUUCCCCGGGUUACCUACCAGCAGGCAUUACGGCAUUAAACCUGAACCGCUGGCGGCCAGGAGGGCUGACUGUACCACGUUUGACACUCACACUUUGUCUCUCUCUGAUUAUGCUUGUGGUUCUCCUCCAGUUGAUAGGGAUAAGCAAAGCCACGAAGGCGCAUUCUCUGAAAGCAAUGGAGAAAGUGAGGCAAACGGAGAGAAACCGCAUAUUGAUCCAAAUAAUCCAGCUGCAAAUUGGCUCCACGCAAGGUCCACCAGGAAAAAGCGAUGCCCUUACACCAAGCAUCAGACUCUGGAACUGGAGAAAGAGUUCCUGUUCAAUAUGUAUCUCACUAGGGACCGUAGAUACGAAGUGGCCAGACUCCUUAAUUUAACUGAGAGACAAGUGAAAAUUUGGUUUCAGAACAGAAGGAUGAAAAUGAAGAAAAUCAACAAAGAUAGAGCAAAGGACGAAUGAUGGUGACAAACGGGUUAUACUGAACGUUCAUAGAGAGAGAGAGAGAAAACCCAAACAAACAAAAAGUUAAAACCUGAACAGACAAAAACCCCAACAACAACCCCAAAACAAGCAAGCAAGCAAGCAAACAAACCCCAAAACAAAACAAAAAUCAAUCGCAAAAAAAGACCUCCCCUCAAGCCCUGCUAUACAAUGCGUCUGGGUCCAGGCCUCAUAUUUUUCCCUUGAUAAAUUCUGAUUAUGAUUGUACCUUGGUUGUCACAGAGGCCAUUUUCCCAGGACAGGUACAGUAAGACUUUUAAUAUUCUAAUAGGAAAGAAAAAGGGGGCAUUAGCACGGCAAGGCUGUUUAGCUGGCUUAUAUAAAUCUACCUGUUUCUUCACUUAUGGAAAUAAAAAAAAAUAAAAAAGAAAAAAGAAGAAGAAGAAGAAGAAAAAAACUACCUUUUCAUAAUGCACAACUAUUUACGGACUGUAUAGCUUAGUCUACGUAGUUAAUUUUAUUCGCUCUUUGACGGCAGAGAGUUCUCUGCUCUAAUACUUGAACACUGUGUUUUAUUGUGGUAAUUAUGUUUGUGACUCAAUUUAUGUGCUUGGGUGCUGUACCGGAUGUAAUGGUGUAAGCUAGAAUUCAAUUUGAACUCAGGUUGUUUAUUAUAAGAAUUGCAUAGAGUAUAGCUCUGUAGUGUAUUAAGUCUUUUCUGUAUAAUUAGACAGUUAACCUUUGAUUGUAAAAUAUAUAUUAUAUAUAUAUCCCAACGUAAAAAAAAAUAACAAAAAAGGUAGAAAAAAAGUUUGUCCAGGAUGUCUGGGAAUUAUGGUUCUCAAAAUACUGAAGCAAGUCAUUUUAGUAUGCACAGUUGAUAUAUAUAUAUAUAUAUAUAGUACCGUCUCUGUCUGUUGUAUAUAUAAUCUAUAUAUUAAAAUAAGUAAAUAAACAGAAUAGUUUAAAUAUUGUUUUUGCACCAGUGAGCAGUUAUCAGAUUUUGGAGCUAUACAUAUAUGUGAAAAGGGUAACUACCUAUGGUUUACAUUUUAAUUUUAAUUGAAUUAUUUGAUGGUUAUUGUAAUGAAGGUGAAUUUUAUUGAUAAUAAAUUAUACGCUAUAAAAACCUGCAUUUGGUUAUUGUAAAUUUUUAUCGAUUAAAAAGGAAAAAAAAAAAACCUGGGAGGUUGCAUUGACUCAGAACGUACAGUGUCUAUUUUGAAACAGUUACCUCGUGGCCUACUGACCAAAUGGUUGUUUUGAAAUGAUAUUUAAC